This is a messenger RNA of Amphibalanus amphitrite, 2193 nucleotides long. Its product is annotated as endoplasmic reticulum-Golgi intermediate compartment protein 1-like. The coding region runs from base 306 to 1178 and encodes 290 amino acids. The record is from RefSeq and is a predicted model, not a curated record. The transcript has 8 exons. Gene Ontology annotation, biological process: retrograde vesicle-mediated transport, Golgi to endoplasmic reticulum; endoplasmic reticulum to Golgi vesicle-mediated transport. Gene Ontology annotation, cellular component: COPII-coated ER to Golgi transport vesicle; Golgi membrane; endoplasmic reticulum membrane. NCBI's taxonomy places the organism in Eukaryota, Metazoa, Arthropoda, Thecostraca, Balanomorpha, Balanidae.
AAAUUUACACGUGACGUUUGGCAUGUAGAAGGCCCUCGGAGGGGGAGAACUUCCAAAUAUCACGUGACUAACAUGCCCUCCGGCGCCCUGUUUUCACCGGCGUCCUUGAAAACAUGACAAACAAAUUUCUUAUACUUUUUAAGUUGACAGGCCUGUCCGCUUUCUUUAUUUUCUGUUAUAUAAUUUAUCCUUGUAAUUGUGAUAGUAAAAAAGUAGUGAAUUGAGUAGCAUCACAUACAUAGAAAAUAAUCGCAUAGCACAUCACGAAUUGACCUGAAGUAUUGAAAGGGGUUAUCAACAUCAACAUGGUGUUUGAUGUCAAAAGACUAGAUGUGUACCGGAAGGUGCCCAAGGACCUGACACAGCCAACUGUGACUGGGGCUGUCAUCUCCAUCUGCUGCUGCUCAUUCAUGUGCCUGAUGCUGUUCUCGGAACUGUACAACUUCAUCUCACCUGACAUUGUAUCAGACCUGUUUGUGGACAACCCUGGCAACCUGUCUGGCACCAUCAACGUUCACUUGAAGAUCUCCCUACCUCGCCUCAAGUGUGAAUAUGUGGGUCUGGACAUUCAGGAUGACCAGGGUCGCCACGAGGUAGGCAUGGUGCAGAACACAGAGAAGGCGCCCAUCGUCGACGGAAAGGGCUGCUUGUUCAGCGCCGAUUUCCACAUCAACAAGGUGCCAGGAAACUUCCACGUGUCGACUCACUCGGCGGUGCGCCAGCCGGCCAGUGGAGCCGACUUCGCACACGUCCUGCACGAGCUGCGCUUCGGCGAGCCGCUGCCGCCGGCGGCGGCGGCAGCUCUGAGGGACGCCAGCUUCGGUCCGCUGGACGGCCACCGGGCGCUGGAGCACCCUGCGGCCUCUGCACACGAGAACCUGUUGAAGGUGGUGCCGACCGUAUUCGUGGACCUGUCGGGCCGCGAGGUGGUCAGCUACCAGUACACCUACGUCUCAAGGGUGCGGCAGCAGCUCGGUCGGUCGCCGGCCAUUUGGUUCAAGUACGAGCUGAACCCGAUCACAGUGCGCUACCACGAGCGGCGGCCCCCGCUCUACACGUUCAUCACGUCGGUAUGCGCCAUCGUGGGAGGCACGUUCACAGUGGCCGGCAUCAUCGACUCCGUCAUCUUCACCGCCUCAGAGGCCUUUAAGAAGUUCGAGCUCGGCAAACUGUCCUAACCUCCAUGUCAGGUCGGUCGGACUUGAAAACGCUGGGAUGGGGUGGGUUUCGAACCCAACCGCCCGGCCGGCGGUACGCCGAUAACAUAAGUUUUGGUAGUGAUUUGACGAUCUAGAAUCUAGAUAGUGAAGCAUUCCAAAAAGGCGUGAAGAAUUUAGCCAGUGUUGAAUUUACAUCAGUCUAGGAGGGUGAUACUGUUUGCCGGAUGGUGUGUGAUGUGUGUUGAGAUGGUUUUGGUGAACUGGUGACGGGUAAAUUGUGAAACGUAGCUUGUAUUCGGGUUAUGUUUUUGCAGCAGCGCAUCUUAUCGCCUAGCGAAGCAGUUUUGCACAAAAGCCUGGGUUCGCUAAUCGCUUACAUCCAUGCCUGUGAGGCUAUGUAAGUAAAGUGAUCUUGCUGCGACUUGUCUGACGAUUGGCUUGCAGGACCGGAACUCUUGGGGCCUGCAUUUAUUGGUUAUGUUUGUUACUGCUCUGCAUAAUUGAUCCCCAUUGUUACCGUUUUGUCUUCCCGGGUAGAGUAGAGAUGCUCUGGUCUCGCUGGAGAGCGCUGUACCUGGGCUACUGCAGGGAAGCAUUCCAGGGUCGUUAUUUUACGCUACGUGCAAUAGCGUGCCGUGUUAGCUAGUGUACCUCGGGACUAGCUUCUACUAACCGUUGGUUGGUUUGAAUGCUGAGAUUUUUUUACUCUUUUGGUUGCAGCUAGGUGGUGACUGGUCGUGUGAACUCGACUGGGGAUAGGUAGAUACGAUACUAGCUGCUCGCCGGUACUUAUUUCCAGGUGUAGUGAAGCAGGGUGCUUGGUAUUUGUUUGACACUGCCCGUUGUCUAGGACUCUGGUUGAGGCUUUUAGUGGAACGGUGGGGUCGUGGGGAUAAUUACAGCAUGUCACUGCCGAGUGGGUUAUUUACAACUGGCAUUGUGAUCUUGAUAACAUCGUGUGCCCUGCCUGUAAUUCCAAUGUGAUGCUUGUUACGGUUUCAGAAUGUGAAAUAUAUUUUACAUGACGCGGUUA